Molecule: messenger RNA, 3357 nt
Organism: Zygosaccharomyces rouxii
Lineage: Eukaryota; Fungi; Ascomycota; Saccharomycetes; Saccharomycetales; Saccharomycetaceae
Gene: VAS1
Product: valine--tRNA ligase
Exons: 1
Coding region: 1-3357 (1118 amino acids)
Biological process (GO): valyl-tRNA aminoacylation
Cellular component (GO): cytosol; cytoplasm
Molecular function (GO): valine-tRNA ligase activity; ATP binding; aminoacyl-tRNA deacylase activity
Source: RefSeq, a predicted model, not a curated record
AUGCACAAGUGGUUUCGCCUGGUAUCUGUAAAAUCGCCAUUUUCAAUAUAUAGACAUUUUAGUUUUAAUACUAAGUCUUGUUCUCUGGCAAUUGCUUCAUCACCAUUGUCGAUUUCAAGAGAAAAGAAACCAAUACAAAUACCAGUACUGCAAACUAGAUAUUUUACUAUGAGUGAUCUAGAGAAGUUACCACCAGUCGAUCCUAAGACUGGUGAAAUUAUUAUCAACCCCAAGAAGGAGGAUGGUAGUGAAAAGACACCUAAGGAAAUUGAGAAGGAAAAGAAGAAGGCAGAGAAACUAUUGAAAUUUGCAGCUAAACAAGCUAAGCAGAACGAAAAGAAAAAGCAAGCUGGCAAUGAUGGUAACAGUGAAAAGAAGAAGUCAAAGAAGAAGGAAGCUGAACCAAUUCCUGAAUUUGUGGACAAAACUGUUCCAGGUGAAAAGAAGGUUUUACUUUCCUUGGAUGAUCCAUCUUUGAAGGCUUACAAUCCUGCUAAUGUGGAAUCAUCUUGGUACAGUUGGUGGGAAAAAUCUGGAUUCUUCGAACCUGAAUUUACCGCUGAUGGCAAGAUCAAACCAGAGGGAGUUUUCUGCAUUCCUGCCCCACCACCAAACGUCACAGGUGCAUUGCACAUUGGACAUGCCCUAACCAUUUCCAUUCAAGAUUCCUUAAUCAGAUUCAACAGAAUGAAGGGUAAAACCGUUUUGUUCUUACCAGGAUUUGAUCAUGCUGGUAUUGCAACACAAUCUGUUGUUGAAAAACAAGUUUGGAACAAAGAGAAGAAGACCAGACACGACUACGGUAGAGAGGCCUUCGUUGACAAGGUUUGGGAUUGGAAAACUGAAUAUCAUGAAAGAAUUAAGUCUCAAAUUAAGAAAUUAGGUGCUUCUUACGCAUGGUCUAGAGAGGCCUUCACUUUGGAUCCUAAAUUAAGUAAGGCUGUCGUUGAAGCUUUUGUCAGAUUGCAUGAUGAAGGUAUCAUUUAUCGUGAUAACAGAUUAGUCAACUGGUCAGUUAAAUUGAACACUGCAAUUUCCAAUUUAGAAGUCGAAAACAAGGAUGUCAAGGGUAGAACUCUACUGAAUGUACCAAAUUAUGAUGAAAAGGUCGAAUUUGGUGUUUUGACUUCAUUGGCUUAUCCUGUGGUGGAUAGCGACGAAAAAUUGAUCAUCGCUACUACCAGACCUGAAACCCUAUUUGGUGAUACUGGUAUUGCAGUCCAUCCUGAUGAUUCUCGUUACAAACAUUUACACGGUAAGUUUGCUCAACAUCCAUUCUUGGAUAAGAAAAUCCCAAUUGUUUGUGAUAGUGAAGCUGUUGACAUGGAAUUUGGUACUGGUGCUGUCAAGAUUACCCCUGCCCAUGACCAAAACGAUUACAACACCGGUAAGCGUCACAAUUUAGAAUUUGUUAACAUCUUAACCGAUGAUGGUUUACUGAAUGAAAACUGCGGUCCUGAAUGGCAAGGUAUGAAGAGAUUCGACGCUAGAAAGAGAGUUAUCGAACAAUUGAAGGCCAAGGGUCUAUUUGUGGACCAAAAGGAUAAUGAAAUGACUAUUCCAACUUGUUCAAGAUCUGGUGAUAUUAUCGAACCAUUGCUAAAACCACAAUGGUGGGUUUCUCAAUCCGCUAUGGCUAAGGAAGCCAUUAAGGUGGUUAAAGAAGGUAAAAUUACUAUUACUCCAAAAUCAUCUGAAGCUGAAUACUUCCAUUGGUUGGAGAACAUUCAAGAUUGGUGUAUUUCUAGACAACUAUGGUGGGGUCACCGUUGUCCAGUUUACUUCAUCGAAAUUGAAGGUCAAGAAAACUCCAAAAACGAUGACAAGUACUGGGUUUCUGGUAGAGAUAUUGAAGAAGCUGAGAAGAAAGCCAAAGCUAAGUUCCCUGAUGCUAAGUUUUCCUUACAUCAAGAUGAAGAUGUCUUAGACACUUGGUUCUCUUCCGGUUUGUGGCCAUUCUCCACACUAGGUUGGCCUGAAAAGACCGCUGACAUGGAAAAUUUCUACCCAUUCUCCAUGUUGGAAACCGGUUGGGAUAUCUUGUUCUUCUGGGUUAGUAGAAUGAUUCUGUUAGGUAUUAAGAUGACUGGAUCUGUUCCAUUCAAUGAAGUCUUCUGUCACUCUUUGGUUCGUGAUGCUCAAGGUAGAAAGAUGUCUAAGUCCUUGGGUAACGUUGUUGACCCUCUAGAUGUGAUCAACGGUAUUAAAUUGGCUGAUUUACAUGCUAAGCUUUACAACGGUAACUUGGACUCUAGAGAAGUUGAGAGAGCCAAGGCGGGCCAAAGUGAAUCUUAUCCAAAUGGUAUUCCUCAAUGUGGUACCGAUGCUAUGAGAUUUGCUCUUUGUGCUUAUACCACUGGUGGUCGUGAUAUCAACUUGGAUAUCAUGCGUGUUGAAGGUUACAGAAAGUUCUGUAACAAGAUCUACCAAGCCACUAAAUUUGCUCUAAUGAAAUUGGGUCAAGACUACCAACCACCAGCCAAGGAAGGCCUUUCUGGUAAUGAAUCUCUAGUGGAGAAAUGGAUUCUACACAAUUUGUCCUCCACCGCCAAGACCGUCAAUGAAGCAAUGGACAAACGUGAAUUUUUGCCAGCUACUAGUCAAAUUUACGAAUUAUGGUAUUUGAUCUGUGAUGUUUACAUUGAAAACUCCAAGUACUUGAUUCAAGAAGGUACUGAAAAGGAACAGAAAUCUGCUAAGGAUACUUUGUACACUUUAUUGGACAAUGCCUUGAGAUUAAUCCAUCCAUUCAUGCCAUAUAUCUCGGAAGAAAUGUGGCAACGUUUGCCAAGACGUGCUGAAGAUUCUGUCCCAACUUUGGUUAAAGCUGCUUACCCAACUUUUACACCUGAAUACGACAACGUUAAGGCCGCUAAGGAUUACGACUUGGUUUUGGAUAUCACUAAGGGAGCUCGUUCCUUGCUUGCCGAAUACAACAUCUUAAAGAACGGUAAAGUGUUCGUGGAAACUAACCACGAGGAAUCCUACGAAACCGCCGUCUCUCAGAAGGAUUCUAUGGUUUCUUUAAUCAAAGCUAUCGACGAAAUUACUGUCGUUCACAAGGCAUCUGAAAUCCCAGAAGGUUGUGUGUUAGCUUCUGUGAAUCCUGAAGUCAGUGUGCAUUUGUUGGUUAAAGGCCACAUCGAUAUCGAUGCUGAAAUCGAGAAGGUACAAAAGAAAUUGGACAAGGCUACCAAGACUAGACAAGCCAUUGAAACUAGUAUAAGCAGCAAAGAUUACGAGACCAAGGCCAGUGCUCAAGUCAAGGAAGCUAACAAGGCUCGUCUUGACAGUGCCACUGCUGAAAUUGAAGGUUUCGAUGCUACUAUUGAAAACUUGAAGAGAUUAAAACUUUAA